This is a messenger RNA of Penicillium lagena, 1035 nucleotides long. RefSeq lists its product as uncharacterized. The transcript has a single exon. NCBI's taxonomy places the organism in Eukaryota, Fungi, Ascomycota, Eurotiomycetes, Eurotiales, Aspergillaceae. The coding region runs from base 1 to 1035 and encodes 344 amino acids. The record is from RefSeq and is a predicted model, not a curated record.
AUGAACGCCUCGAGAGUCGAGGGAAUCACGAUCGGUCGAGAGGAUCAGGCACCAGUCCCGACCGUGGCAUCUAGCUACGAUAGAACGUGGUGGGUGGUGGUUGUUGUACCUGACACAGAUGCGGAGAUCAGCCAGGGGGAAGCAUCACACGCGGAUCAACACUUACAGGCGAGGCUUAGGGGGAAACACACACACACAUACACCAACACAAGGGAACGAGUGAACGACCGAACCACAACAACAAAGGAGAGAGAGAUCAGUGUACAGCAGAACAGAACCAGCGAGAGAAAGAAGAAGAGAGGAGAGGGGGUUGGGAAAGGAAACAAAAGUGGGGAGCUCAGCCCUCGACUCCAAAUGGGGAAUGGUGUGGAUGGGAGAAAGGCGGUGGCAACCUGGGUUUCUUUGACAGAGCCCAUCCACGCGCUCCGUGAGGCUACUCCCAGGAUGGGCAGACGGGAUCGGAAUCCAGUCCACGGACGCCCGGGGCCUGUGCCCGAAUGGCCAAUUCCGUGCGAGGCCAGGCUUCUUGACUCAGUCUACGCAAGGGGGCCAGGGAAAAGAGCGUGGCAUCUGCAGGCGAGAGCAGGGAGUGGAGACACGAGGAAGCGUGUAGCGCGCCAGGAUGUGACAGCGAGUAUCGCGGGCGCUUUGUUGUUUCAGUCCGUUCGUGGUGGUUCUGGGGGGACUAGAACCAGGGAUCGGAGAAAAACAGCGGUGUACCUCCCGCCACAAGUCUGGCCCCUGAUCCACCAACGUUAUGACGAGCAGAUGGAGGGGGAACUGGAAGGAUGCCCACAGAGUAGUCCCGUCGAGGCCCAGGAUUGGUUCUGUAUGCUCGACACUGGGAUCGUCCUGGAUCCGAGCUAUACCAGCACCCACGAGGAGGGCGAUGGAAGAUUUCCAAUCAAUGAGAUCAUAAUCAGCAUAGUAAUCAUAAUCGACGGGCACUGGAUGUACACGAACGAGUCCCCCGCACUGUGGCAAGGGACUUGCGGUCAAUCGUUGCCCGCCACAGAACAAGAAUGCUCGCGAUGA